AGAACAGUCCGCUUUGACCUUUGGCAGAUCGCUUUGCGAUGGGGUCCAACUGCGUGGCCUCCACCUCCAUCGGCUGCCUGUUUUGCUGCAAGGGCUGCAGCGCGGAGAAAGUGCGGAAUGCCUUCACCUUCAUUCCCCCCCAGAGCUCCUACACGGUUGAAGCCGAGAGCAUGGAGGACACGGACAAUGGCAAGAUGGUGUAUUUGAUGGAGGGACUCGAGGGCUCGGAGCUCUACCGAAAGGCCGCGGACGCCUCGACCGUGCGCUGGGUCACCACAAGGACCGGCAGCCGGGUGCCCUUGGUGUGGCUGCGCCGGGAAAAGCUGAACCCACGAGAGGCGGCUGCCACCGAGCCGCCAUUGGUCUUGCUGCACUGCCACGGCAAUGCGACGGACAUCGGGAUGAUGAUGGGACCCUACUACGAGCUGGCCAAGGUUUUGGGGGUCGAGGUGUGCGGCGUGGAGUACAGCGGCUACGGCGCGUCCUCCGGAAGGCCGAGCUCGGCGAACACCUACGCAGACGUGGAGGCGGCCUAUGAGUACCUCGUGUCUGUGGGCGUGCCGCCGAAGAGGAUAGUUGCGUACGGGCAGAGUGUGGGCAGUGGCCCGGCCACCCACCUGGCCUCGAAGAAGCAGCUGGGCGGCGCCGUGCUGCACUCGCCACUCCUUUCUGGAAUCAAGGUGGUGGACCCGAAGCCGGACGCCUGCUGCCGGCCCAGCUGCGUCUGGAGCUGCUUCGACUUCUACCCCAACGACCGGCGGGUCCGGCAGUUGCUGUGCCCGCUCUUCGUGAUGCACGGCCAAAGGGACGACAUCAUCCCCUUCUACCACGGCUUUCGUUUGCACAAGGCCUGCCCAAAGCAGCACCGCUGGCCGGCGUACUUCCCCGCCCGCGCAGGGCACAACGACCUGGUGGAAACCGACAUGCGCGCCUACUUCAGCGAGGUGUCAAGCUUCUUGCAGGACGUGAGGAGGAUAGCCGAAGGGCAGAAGGUAGAGCCACCGUCCUUCGACAAGCCUUCGCAGGUGCGGAUGGUUGUAAAGCCAGCGGAGGCUGAGCCAAGACAGGUUGAGAUGGCGGAGGUUGCCCGCUUGGAAGGCGAGGAGCAGCCGGAGGUGAAAGUGGGGCCAGAGGACGGGCGGUACGAGCAGCUCCGGAAGGGGAACGUCAUGGUGCCCGGCGGCUUUGCUGAUGCAGCCUGAGCCCCGUGCCCGCGCCUUUCCCGUCCAGGGCGCGGCGGCUGGUUGCCGGACACGGAAGCCUUUUCUCCAGUUGUUCGGCAUUUCGGUUUUCCCCCAUG
This is a messenger RNA of Effrenium voratum, 1300 nucleotides long. The record is from the annotation of a GenBank genome assembly. Lineage: Eukaryota; Dinophyceae; Suessiales; Symbiodiniaceae.